Molecule: messenger RNA, 735 nt
Organism: Sordaria macrospora k-hell
Lineage: Eukaryota; Fungi; Ascomycota; Sordariomycetes; Sordariales; Sordariaceae
Source: RefSeq, a predicted model, not a curated record
AUGGCUUCAAGCAUGCUCAUGAAAGCCAUCUAUGUGGCUUUGUUUUUGCUUUACAUUGACGCCGUCAUCUCAUUAUCCCUUGUCUCGUCAAUGGUGGCAUUUCUUCAUGGACGUGGCGGCCAGCCAUUUGAUGUCAAGUGGGGGCUCGAUUCGUUCAACCUUCCUGGAGAGCCUGCACAUCUCUUAACGGACCACGGCCAUACGACAAAUGGAGCAGGAGGUACGGCCAUCGUUCUUGUAUGGUUUGGUGGUUGCCUAGCUUUGUGGUUGGAGCAUAGGUCCAGGGCAAAGUACGGAAAAUCAUCGCCAUUCUACUACCUCUGGGCCCUUAUCACAAUUCUCAGCUGGCUUCUUACUCUCACGGCUCUUAUCUACACGAAUGUCCUGCACAACAUGCAGUCGGAUCAGAAUAUCAACUCGGGCUUGGCGAUAACCAGUUCUCCGAAUCCCUACCCGCGGCACUCCUGGACACCAGAGAACUGGUACGCGCAGGUCAACAAGCUAUCACUUGUCCACGACGAGGAUCACGACAUACUUAAAAGGAAGCUGAGACUCAUGCGUGGAUGGCGCUACAACCUCAUUCCCUUUAUGCUCUUCGGUUUCAUUCUGAUGGUCCUCGUCAUUCUGGAGUUGUUGAGGUUCAGGAGGUCGAGGGGAAGGAAGACAGAAAAGCCCUUUGGACAGUCUUAUGGAGCGGCUGUCUCCAAGCAUGAGUCCGCUCACCUGGUAGCAUGA